Ictidomys tridecemlineatus (thirteen-lined ground squirrel) is the source of this 896-nucleotide messenger RNA. It is a transcript of the gene Pgam2, whose product is annotated as phosphoglycerate mutase 2. Lineage: Eukaryota; Metazoa; Chordata; Mammalia; Rodentia; Sciuridae. The record is from RefSeq and is a predicted model, not a curated record. Gene Ontology annotation, biological process: glycolytic process. Gene Ontology annotation, molecular function: intramolecular phosphotransferase activity.
UUGGCAGUUGGCUGGGAUGGGGGUUGGGGACAGACCGUUAUAAAGCUCGGGGUGCUAGGGAGGCAGCUGUCCCUGUCUGGAGCCCGUGUCUCCCUGCCACCAUGGCUACCCACCGCCUAGUGAUGGUCCGCCACGGUGAGAGCACAUGGAACCAGGAAAACCGUUUCUGUGGCUGGUUUGAUGCAGAACUGAGUGAGAAAGGGGCAGAGGAGGCCAAGCGUGGGGCCAAAGCCAUCAAGGACGCCAACAUGGAGUUUGAUAUCUGCUACACAUCAGUGCUGAAGCGGGCCAUCCGGACCCUCUGGACCAUCCUGGAUGGCACAGACCAGAUGUGGCUGCCUGUAGUGCGCACUUGGCGCCUCAAUGAGCGGCACUAUGGGGGCCUCACAGGCCUCAACAAGGCAGAGACCGCUGCCAAGCACGGGGAGGAGCAGGUGAAAAUCUGGAGGCGCUCCUUCGACACCCCGCCACCCCCUAUGGAUGAGAAGCACCCCUACUACAAUGCCAUCAGCAAGGAACGUCGGUAUGCAGGCCUGAAACCUGGGGAGCUGCCCACCUGUGAGAGUCUCAAGGACACCAUUGCCCGGGCCCUGCCUUUCUGGAAUGAGGAGAUUGCCCCCCAGAUCAAAGCUGGCAAGAGAGUGCUCAUUGCAGCCCAUGGGAAUAGCUUACGGGGCAUCGUCAAGCACCUGGAAGGGAUGUCAGACCAGGCCAUCAUGGAUUUGAACCUGCCCACUGGGAUCCCCAUCGUGUACGAGCUGGACCAGGCACUGAAGCCCACCAAGCCUAUGCGGUUCCUGGGAGAUGAGGAGACAGUGCGGAAGGCCAUGGAAGCUGUGGCUGCACAGGGAAAGGCUAAGUGAGGGUGGGUAUGGCAAUAAAGACAACUCUCUGCA